AUGUGGCUUCUUAACGUAUCAAGCUUCAAAUUAUGCGACUUCAUGGGCAAGGCAAACAGACCCCAUAUGCUAUCCUCUCCCACACAUGGGGCGCUAAGGAAGUUUCCUUCAAAGACAUACAGCCUGAGAACCGAGCUAAAAAAAAGGGGUUUGUUAAAAUACAAGGAUGCUGCAAUCAGGCACGACUUGACGGCUACGACUGGGUCUGGGUAGACUCGUGCUGCAUUGACAAGUCACGCAGCGCCGAGCUGACGGAAGUUAUCAACUCCAUGUUCAAAUGGUACCACGAUGCAGGGAUCUGCUACACCUACCUAGGCGGUGUACCUCGCGUCGGAUUUGAUCCUGAACCAAAGGAUCUGGAAGACGCCUUCUCUAAAAGUCGAUGGUUUACGCAAGGCUGGACCCUCUAAGAACUUCUUGCACCGAGGUCAGUUAUUAAU
Molecule: messenger RNA, 440 nt
Organism: Hyaloscypha bicolor E
Lineage: Eukaryota; Fungi; Ascomycota; Leotiomycetes; Helotiales; Hyaloscyphaceae
Exons: 2
Coding region: 33-410 (125 amino acids)
Source: RefSeq, a predicted model, not a curated record